CAGUGACACCACCCUGUAUAUCAUACUGCUUGUCCCACAAAAUAUUUGUUUGUCCCAAGAAUAAGCUCACAUGUUGCUCAAGGCAGCUGGAUAGCUACGCGCAAGAAACCCUUGGGCAGGCUACGCCCCCUCUUUCCCUGGCUUAUAUAAACCCUGCCCUACGUCCCAUCAGCAUCAUUGCAGCAAGCACACAGCACAAAUCAAGACCAAUUAGUGCUGUAGCUAGUGUGCUUUGGCAUCAGCUGCCUGAGCUCGAGAGAUGAAGGGUGCAAUGGCGGCCUUGGCCUUGGUGCCUCUCGCCGUUGCGGUUCUCUUCUCCUCCCUGCCGUCGUCGGCGGCGUCCCCUGUGCAGUGGGGGAAGCUGGACCCCCACUUCUACGACCACUCGUGCCCGCAGGCGCAGCAGAUCGUGGCGUCCAUCGUGGGGAAGGCGCACUACCAGGACCCCCGCAUGGCCGCCUCCCUCCUCCGCCUCCACUUCCACGACUGCUUCGUCAAGGGCUGCGACGCGUCGCUCCUGCUUGACAGCAGCGGGUCGAUCGUGAGCGAGAAGCGGUCCAACCCCAACCGGGACUCGGCCAGGGGCUUCGAGGUCAUCGACGAGAUCAAGGCCGCCCUCGAGGCUGCCUGCCCCGGCACCGUCUCCUGCGCCGACAUCCUCGCCCUCAGCGCCCGCGACUCCACCGUCAUGACCGGUGGGCCCGGGUGGAUUGUGCCUCUGGGGCGUAGGGACUCACGCGGCGCCAGCGUGCAGGGCUCCAACAACGAUAUCCCGGCACCCAACAACACCCUCCCCACCAUCAUCACCAAGUUCAAGCUCCAGGGCCUCGACAUCGUCGACCUCGUCGCACUCCUCGGUAGCCACACCAUCGGCGAUUCCCGGUGCACGAGCUUCCGGCAGCGUCUGUACAACCAGACGGGCAACGGCCUCCCGGACUUCACACUGGACGCGUCCUACGCAGCGGCGCUGCGCCCGCGCUGCCCCCGCUCCGGCGGCGACCAGAACCUCUUCUUCCUCGACCCCGUCACGCCCUUCAAGUUCGACAACCAGUACUACAAGAACAUCCUCGCCAACCGCGGCCUGCUCGCCUCCGACGAGGUCCUCCUCACCGGCAGCUCCGCCACCGCCGACCUCGUCAAGCUCUACGCCGCCAACCAGGACAUCUUCUUCCAGCACUUCGCGCAGUCCAUGGUCAAGAUGGGCAACAUCUCGCCGCUCACCGGGGCCGACGGCGAGAUCAGGAAGCACUGCAGGAGGGUCAACCACAAAUGAACUGAUCGCGGUUUGGUUCAGAGACACUUGGGAAAUUAAAUUGGCCGAGUGCUUCGAUUUGCUUAUUUCUCCAGCUUUUGAUUGCUUGGUUUGUUGAUUCAGUGCUCUCAUCAGCUUGUUGAGAUUUACCAUUUGUUCUCUUCAACUGUGUAUGUAUUUUUCUUGUCCAUGUGUUGUUAUUUAUUCCCUUAUGGAAAUGUUGUUCUUGCAUUGCUAGAGUAAUCCAUUUCUAUUGUAAGUUGGAGGGACAUUAUUGUUGGUUAAAUCAGCUUGCAGCCAAGAAAAUUUGGUGAAUAAAGUAAAUGUUUAGCCAUGUA
Messenger RNA from Setaria italica (foxtail millet), 1590 nucleotides. RefSeq names its product peroxidase 72. Gene Ontology annotation, molecular function: peroxidase activity; heme binding. The coding region runs from base 260 to 1273 and encodes 337 amino acids. The record is from RefSeq and is a predicted model, not a curated record. The transcript is spliced from 4 exons. Lineage: Eukaryota; Viridiplantae; Streptophyta; Magnoliopsida; Poales; Poaceae. Gene Ontology annotation, biological process: hydrogen peroxide catabolic process; response to oxidative stress.